CACUCAAGCCAUUUAUCACCUCCACAGUCUAACCGGCCCAACCCACAACAGUAUAAAACCACAUUACACAAGAUUAUUUUCAGUCAAUUUGACACACUAUUCCAUCAUAAAUUGCCAAAUGCAAAGCAGCUAAACACAGGAUACAAAACUUAUUCUUUUUGUUUUAAGUUUCCAAAUCUCAAUACAGAUUUAUAUUCAAUGUUGGAGCUUAAAAACUUACGUCUGUUUUUUAAUUUAAGAUGAAUAUGGAUAAAGUGAGAUAUUAUUUUCAACAUUCAGCUUCAUUAGGAACACGUUUUGAUUUAAAUCAAAGUUGAUUGAGAUAAACCACAAUUUUGACAAGCUUAGAUAUACAUCUGAGAAAGAAACUGGAAAUAUUACAUUACAAAGUUGGUAUUCUAAAACUCCUGUAGAUCCCAAGUCAGAUCACAAGCAUGUUCACUUUUGUAAUUGAAAACACUACAAAAAAAUAAAAGCAACUCCUGUAUUCAUUAUUUAAUUCUAAGAUGUUAUACAUUAAAUUCACAAUUUGAGCCAAGGUACAGCCAUGAUGAGCCUUAAUGUGGAAUUUGCAGGCUGGGGGGGACUUUCAGGGUUGUACAUUGUGGCAUUAUCUAAAGAGUUUUGUGCAUCCCUGCUUUUUAUUUUACAUAUCUACAAUGUUCUUUUUAGGACUUAUGAGUUGGACUAGUUAGAUUCACUCAGUAAAGAGAUUCACCCAUUACCCAAAAGUUGACAGUUCAGCCCAACUAGCAGUGUCUUAAGUAACUAUAAAUACCAGUGUUGCACACAAUGAUUAAAUUAUCAAAGUUCUCAGAUCAAGAUAGUGACACUAUAACCCGAUUUAUAUUUGAUUCAAAUUAUGCCAAAAUCAUAUAAAGGUAUGGCGUGCAUGACCACCACUAGAUGGCAGUAAAGCACUUUUUGACGCUCUGUGAUUUAUUCUAAUAUCUCUAAUUAGGCGUAUUUAUUUCUAUAUAAAUUAGGCCGAUUUAGAAAAUAUGGCCUACACUUGUAAACUGAAAUUAGCUUAAACAAUAGCAUAUAUGGAGAAAUUAGAAAACCUUGAUUAAAUAUUGAAGAAGUUUGCAUUUCGCUUGACUGUCCGAAAAAAGUGGAAGCCUCCCCGCGGUGACCAAGCCUCCAACAAAUUUGUGUAGAUGAAACAUGUUCACCUGCGAAUUACUCGUGUGCACGGGACAGCCGACUUACUCACUAGCCUCUACUCGCUCCUGCUGACUGCUGUGGAGGCUGGAUCCAAGAUUCAACGUUGCAGAAAACUAUGUGGCCCCUCCAGAACCCUGUCCACUAUGUCACUGUCCGUACGUCCAGUUAGAGCCCUCAAGGCCAUCUCAAGGAGCCACAGCUUCACUGGGGUCAACACAUAUGACAAAUCUAGGCCCUUGUCAGUGUACACCACUCCAGGUCUGAGGAGAAAGCCAAGCAAAGCCAGUAGGAUGUUUACUAUGUCGUCCAACCCCCCGCCCAGAGUCCCUCAGCCGGAACGCACUGAUGAGGUCUACGAGGCGCUCAAAAAAGGCUUACAAUCCUAUCUUCAGGUUCAUCAGAUGGAUCUGGACAGCCUCAGCAGAGAGAUGAGGACAUCUAAAAGAAAUUCUCGACUGGGCUUUCUCUAUGAGCUAGACAAGCAAGUGAAAGUUACAGAGAGAUUAAUUCGGCGCUUGGAGUUUCACCUCAGUAAAGUUGAAGAGUUGUAUGAAGCCUACUGUUUGCAACGGAGGCUGCGGGAUGGUGCUAAUAAAAUGGUGAAGGCGUUCUUGGCUUCACCGAGCAGUAAAGAAGCAAGGGAGAGUCUAGCAGAGGCCAAUAAGGGUUAUAAAGAGUACACAGAGAACAUGUGUGUGCUGGAGACUGACUUAGAAAACCACCUUGGAGAAUUUCAUAUAAAGAUGAAAGGACUGGCUGGAUUUGCAAGACUGUGUGCUGGUGAUCAAUAUGAGAUUUUUAUGAGAUAUGGCCGACAGAGGUGGAAACUACGGGGCAAAAUUGAAGUGAACUCUGGGCAGGUGUGGGACAGUGAUGAAAUGGUGUUCCAGCCACUCAUCAAUGAAUUCCUCUCUGUUAAGGUGACAGAGCUGAAGAGUUUGGCCAAUCAUGUAGUUGUAGGCAGUGUUUCCUGUGAGACUAAAGAUCUCUUCGCUGCUUUACCUCAAACUGUUGCUGUGGAUAUUAAUGACCUUGGGACAAUUAAAUUAAACCUAGAAGUGACCUGGAACCCGUUUGAUAAAGAGGAGCAGGUGUCAUUAUCGAGCAGUGUAAACAAGGCUCCAUCCGUCACAAAAAGAUUCUCCACCAUUUUCAACCAGAGCCCUCCUGAUACUCCUUCUUUACGUGAACAAGCUUUCUAUAACAUGCUGCGACGUCAUGAAGAGAUGGAGAAUGGAAGAGCCUGGUCAAACUCUUCUGAAUCUUCUGAUGACUCCUCCAGUCCUCAACUUCCAGCAAGCAUGAAAACUAUCCAGAAGGCACCGCAAGAAGACACUACUCCAAAAGCUUCAAGAACGCCAGAUCUUCAGUCAGUCAAGAGACGGAAAUCUUCACUCCAGUCAAACCUGUCGCUGUGCACCGAGGACUCUGCACCUGUCACCUCCAGCUCCUCACACAACAUCAGCAUCAUCAGUGAGGACCCAGACUCCAAAUCACCAGCAGAGGGCAGCAGGCCGGAGGACAGUAGGACACUCACAGUGACUACAAAAUCAGAUCCCAAAGAAGAUCCCACUCCCAUAGCUGCUCUGGACGGGUCACUGAAAAGCCGAAACUUCUCGAGAUCUCUGAGUCUCAUUAGUGAAGGAAGUGCUGAUGGUGUGGCGCUGUUGGACAAGCCCUUCUGUGAAGCCAUUCCAGAAACAUCUACAACAUCUGGGACUGAUAUCACUGAUGUCAAAGAGGACGUGUCUAAUACUACUUCUGAACUUCCUGAAAACAAACCAAAUAAUGAAACUACAGAUGAAACAAGUGUCACCCCAGAGCUGAGUGAAUGUUCUCUCCCUGCUGCCUCCACUACUUCAAAUGACCCCUCAGAAAUGUCCAGUGAAAGUGAUGUCACCUAUCGAGCCCACUGGGUGUCUGUGGAGGAGGACACAACAGAGGCAGUGGCUGCAGAUGUUUUGUCCAAUGAAGGAGCUGAGUCUGUGGAUAGUGAGCUGGCGCUGGCUUUAGGAGAGGCUCUGGGGGCUUUGGUGUCUUCCUUUGAUGAUUACAGAGGGCAGUUCCCGGAGUUACAACUGCUGGAACAAGAGCUGAAGUUACUGCAGACUACACUGGAGUGCGGCAGAUACAGCCGGUCCUCCAGUCUGGUCAGCCUCAGUGUGGAAACUGCUCUGGGCAGCUUUGAUUUCCUGAACAUGUCUGACUGUGAGGAAGAGGAGGGGGAGAGGAGGAGUAAUAAUGAAAGGUUUUUACAGAAGAAAGGCUGGGAUAGCCCCUCCUCUCUCUCUGCCCCCCUGACCACAGGCUGCAAGAGUCUGGACCAAUGUCUAGAGGCUCAUUUGAAGUACUGCAGUGCACAGCUGCUGUGUCUUGGCAUAUUUGGUCCUCUGCGUUGCAGGGAGAUGUAUGCCUUAGACAGACUCCUGCGUGAAGCUCAGGUUUUCAAAAUGAUCAGACGUGUUGUCAAAAAGAAUCCAAAGUGCUUCAAACAGCCAAACGAAGUUAUCCCUCAGUUGGGGCCUAUUCAGGGAGCAGUGUCACUGUGGCAACAGUGUGUCCAACAGGGCUGUUUGUAUAUUGUCUCUGUGGAUGCCUUUCAGAGGGCAUUGUCUGACGUAUACUCCAGUGUCCUACCAGAGAGGAUGUCCAGCAUGGUUGACACAGUGUUUCGGUCCCUGGCUGAACAAGUUCUGGAUCAGAAACUGCCCCAAAGAGACUCCAAUAAAGAAGCAGUGAUGGUGACUUUGUUUCAGUGGUGGAACUACCUGGAGGCCAGCGGUGUGACUGACCUGGAGACCUACAUUUCUGAGCUGGCAGAGGAAGUGUGGCUGGUGCAGAACUUGGCAUCACUUGAUCAAGAUGUGAUCGUGAAAGUCCUUAGAAACCCAGUCAAAUGCAGCCUUAAGAAGCAGGGCAUUCAUGCUGUGGCCAAACUGUUAAAAGACCCACGAGGAAAAGUAUCAGCGUCUGCCAGCUCAGUACUCAGGGGCCUGGCCAGUCAACCCAGACCAAGAGAACAGGCCCUGGUCAACUGUUUGGAACUGCUAGAGGAUGAGAACGUUGCAACAAGAAUCUGUGGAUGCAAAGCUCUGGCCUGUUUAAAGGCCAAAGAAAGCAUUGAGCAGUUGGUGUAUCUUUGUCAGACGGAUAAGGAUGAUGUCCGAGAUGCUGUCAAACAAUGUUUACUCGUAUUAGGUGAAGAAGGGAAGAUGGCCAUCAGACACAUUGAGACAUCGCAGGACAGCAUACCAAGACUCUUUGCACCUGGGAGCAUGACAAGCACUGCCUUUUAAAAUUAAAUUUAACUUUAAACACAAAUGAACAAGGCGAUACAAAAGUAGAGCUGCUUGAAUCUAAGCUAAGUGUUUCCUGGUCUGUUUUUGUUGUCAGAGCUUUAGGGCCAGUGCUGUAACUAAAUGGUUUUCUAUUGAGUCAUGUACUUUUAUUUUAAAUACUAUCUAUUUAAUUCUGUAUAUUAUAUAUUAUUUAUCCAUUUGCACAUCUAAAACACAAGUGCCAAUUCAAUUCCCUUGCAACAACACUGGCCUAAUGAAUUUAAAAGACAUUAAGUGCCAAAAGGUAAGUUUAUAAAUGGUUAUAUAUAAAUUCAGCAUUUUCACUGUGAUAAGAGGAUUUUGACUGUCUUCUCCAAUGCCAGGGUUUUGGACAGAUCUAAGCAGGGGUCUAAUAUUGGCCUGUGGUGUUUUUAAUAUAAAAUGUUUUAUUUUUUUUAUAGUUUUACUUAUAUCUGGGGUAAUGCUCUAAUAAAAAAUAUGUUCCUUAAAAAUGUGUGCUCCUAAUUGUUCAGGAAAUACAAAUUGUUCUUUGCAGUUGUACUACAUGUUUUGUACUCGGUAAAAAUAUAUACUCAUCUGUUUACUGCUUGACCCUGUAUAUGUAUGAAGCACAGUGCCAGCUUGUGGCUGAAUAUACAAACAGCAACUGCUGCUUAUCAGACCAGGUCCAGAUAAUAGUCCAGAUAAUAGACUCUAUAAAGUAUGUAUACAGUCUGUGGUCCAGACAUAAAACACAAUACUCACGUUUUCAUGCCCAGAACCACUUCUUCACAGGGCUGGACUGCUACUGCUCACAACUUCUACCAUUAUCGUUACUCUGACCGCCAAAGUGACAUGAAUUGAACCCAUGAGUUCCAGAUUGACUCGAGCUUUUGAAGUAAAACAAUUUCUGAUGAAAUCCAUCAAAAGCCAUAAGGCCUCUCUCGUGCUGAUGAAAAGUCUAUAGAUUUUUUGAACCAAUUACUCCAAACCCCAAGUAAUGAAAGUGAAGCACCGGUCGGCAACACAACCUGUGUGGAGGACCAGUCUAAAAGGGGGAAAAAAGUCUGUAGACAUAUCUAGCCACAAGGUGUCUCUUUAU
Boleophthalmus pectinirostris (great blue-spotted mudskipper) is the source of this 5547-nucleotide messenger RNA. RefSeq names its product rho family-interacting cell polarization regulator 1. Lineage: Eukaryota; Metazoa; Chordata; Actinopteri; Gobiiformes; Gobiidae. The coding region runs from base 1161 to 4463 and encodes 1100 amino acids. The transcript is spliced from 24 exons. The record is from RefSeq and is a predicted model, not a curated record.